GGCAAAGCAUCGUGUUAAAAAACCAGAUGAUAACGAUCGCGGUUCGUUUUUCCACGAAGUUGUCCACGAUCGUGGCUACGUUUCGUUUUUUUUCACCGCUCUCUCUCUCUCUCUCUCUCUCUUUCUUUCUUUCUCGUUUGACUGGCGUAUCGUGGCCAUAAAAUGACAGGAAUUCCCUCGGGGCUGAAAAUGCGCGAUGCAAUCUAAAUCCACGAUCACCGUCAGCCACGAGAACAACGCCGAUGAAUCGAUGGAAGAGUCUGUUUUCGAGCAGAUAUGCGACACGAUAUUCGUUCUGAUACCCGAAGUGCCGCGGCUGAAGCAGCUGUUUCUAAGUUGGAGCCAGCUAGGCACCGAAGACAGAAUACAAUUGGACGCGAAAGUGGCCAACUGGUGCUGUCCUAACAGGCGGCAGCUAUACAAACCACUGCAAGAGGCGUUAAUUCGCUGGGAGACUCUACAAGACACUCAAGGGGCUCCCGGUUGCGAGCCAGGUAUGGUCUCGUUUUCCUGCGACCCACAACUGGAGGAGGAGCUGGUCAGCGUUAUUUACAGCCUGGAGCUUUUGUUCACGAAAAAUCGACGCGGCCGCGAGAUCGACAUGGACUACAGGACCGGCAGAUGCGCGGAAUUAAGGAGAGAGAUGUCGUUGGGUUUGAAUUACGGGGAGGGGAAUCUGCGUUCAAUUCUGAGCCCGAAGGAGAGUACGCCUCACUCUGUGCACAGUUGCAGCUACAUCGCCGAUUUCAGACGAUCCGACGAAGAACUGAGCGGCUACCUGACUGACUAACCAUCGAAAACAAAUUUUCGAUUUUGAGAUUGCGAAUUCUUUUUCGAUUCGCGGAUUAGAUUCAUUGACGAACGAGUGGAUUUCCUUGGUUGGGGAGAGUGGAUGAAAUACAUAACAGAGCAAGGUAGUGUACAAGCAUCAAGAAAUACAGAAAUGAAUAAUUUUGG
This is a messenger RNA of Frieseomelitta varia, 957 nucleotides long. RefSeq lists its product as uncharacterized. The record is from RefSeq and is a predicted model, not a curated record. Lineage: Eukaryota; Metazoa; Arthropoda; Insecta; Hymenoptera; Apidae. The transcript has 3 exons. The coding region runs from base 197 to 790 and encodes 197 amino acids.